Molecule: messenger RNA, 2727 nt
Organism: Scomber scombrus (Atlantic mackerel)
Lineage: Eukaryota; Metazoa; Chordata; Actinopteri; Scombriformes; Scombridae
Gene: apeh1
Product: acylaminoacyl-peptide hydrolase
Exons: 22
Coding region: 1-2259 (752 amino acids)
Biological process (GO): proteolysis
Molecular function (GO): serine-type endopeptidase activity
Source: RefSeq, a predicted model, not a curated record
AUGAAUAGGACAUUGUUCGCUGUGAGACAGUUUGUAUCAGUGAAACGUAGUUUGAGUUAUUCUGCUGCGUGUUGUCAGGUGAUUAGCAACCCCGAGGAAAUUGCAAGACUUUACAGAGAGCUCAGCCUGUUCCCCUCCUUGGCCAGGGCAGAUGUGGGACCUGUUAUCACCUCUCAGUAUGGAGGCAAAUACAGCAACAUCUACACAGAAUGGAGCCAGCGUGAUCUGGAGAGGAAUGAGAAUGUCAAGUUUUGUCGGCAGUACAUUGUAUUUCACGAUGACAAGUCCGUGGUCUUCUCUGGAGCCUCAGGGAACUGCACUGAGAUCAAAGGAGAGUUACUAAGUAAAGAUGCCCCUUCAGGAGACAUGAAGGCUGUCGUCAGAGAGUGCACAAUCAAAGGAGAGGAAAAACAGUUUCUGGAGAUCUGGAGUAAAAACAUCAAGAUGAAGAGCAUCAAUCUAACAGCCUUAAAGAAGCAUGGCAAAGUUUAUGAAGAUGAGCAGUUUGGCUGCCUGGUUUGGUCCCAUUCUGAGACCCAUCUCCUGUAUGUGGCAGAGAGAAAGAGACCCAAGGCAGAGUCCUUCUUCCAGACUGAAUCACCGGAGUUGUCUUCUGUCGGGGAUGAUGACGAGACUAUGAGAGUUGACAGAAAGGAAGCCGUCAAAGGGGAGCAGUUUGUCUUCCAUGAGGACUGGGGAGAGGCACUAGUUAGUAAGAGCUCUCCAGUGCUUUGUGUUAUGGACAUUGAGGGUGAUAACGUCUCUGUGUUGGAGGGAGUGCCUGAAAAUAUCUCACCAGGACAGGCAUUUUGGGCUCCAGGUGACACAGGCGUGGUGUUUGUGGGCUGGUGGCAUGAGCCUUUUAGACUUGGCCUAAAGUACUGUCCCAACAGGAGGUCCUCUUUAUUCUAUGUGGAUCUUACUGGUGGGAAAUGUGAACAGCUGUCAUCAGGCACCAGCGCAGUGUGCUCCCCCAGGCUGAGCCCAGACCAUUGUCGGAUUGUCUACCUGGAGUGUUCUGUCUAUGGACCACACAUGCAGUGCAGCAGGCUGUGCAUGUAUGACUGGUAUACUAAGAAGACUUCAGUGGUGGUGGAUGUGGUGAAGCAACCAGGAGAGGAUGGCUUCACUGGUAUCUACAGCUCUCAGUUGUCCCCUCUAUGCUGGUCAGCUGAUAGUCAGCGUAUUAUCAUUUCUUGUCCUCAGCGCAGCCGGAAGGAUCUGUUGAUGGUGGAUAUAAGCACAGGGAGCGUCACCUCUCUGACUUCAAAGUCUGACAUUGGUAACUGGUGUCUGCUAAACAUACAGAGAGAUCUGAUGGUGGUCAGCUGUUCCUCUCCAAACUGCCCUCCAAGUCUGAGGGUCGGUUUCCUUCCAGCCAGGGACUCUCAAGAGGAAGUGGUCUGGGUUACUCUGGAAGACUCCCAGAUGUUGCCAGAUAUUGAUUGGCAGAUCUUGACUUUCACCCCUCCACCAGAUGAAGACAACAGUCAAUACCCUGGCCUUGAUUUUGAAGCUCUGCUGAUCAAACCAAAGGAGGUGAAGGAUGGAGUGAAGCUGCCUCUCAUUGUCACUCCUCAUGGGGGUCCUCACUCAGUGAUUGUAGCUGACUGGCUUCUGUCUUCUGCCGUGCUGUGCAGGAUGGGAUUUGGCAUAUUACUGGUGAACUAUCGUGGCUCUAUAGGGUACGGCCAGGACAGUAUCCUCUCAUUACCUGGCAAUGUUGGUACCCAGGAUGUCAAAGAUGUUCAAUUUGCGGUUGAAAGUGUUCUCAAAGCUGGCCAGUUUGACAUGCAGAAGGUGGCAGUCGCUGGGGGCUCCCACGGUGGUUUCCUGGCCUGUCAUCUGAUUGGCCAGUAUCCAGGCUUCUACAAGGCCUGCGUGGCUCGCAACCCUGUCAUCAAUUUGGCCUCGAUGAUCGGCAGCACAGACAUUCCAGACUGGUGCAUGGUUGAGGCUGGAUAUGACUACAGUACACAGUGUCUACCUGACCCUGCUGUUUGGGAACAGAUGUUGAACAAGUCCCCAAUUAAACAUGUCACAAAGGUACAGACACCAGUGCUGCUCACCUUGGGGGAAGAUGACAAGCGUGUGCCUAGCAAGCAAGGCAUUGAGUAUUACAGAUCUCUGAAAGCAAAGCAGGUCCCAGUUCGUUUGCUGUGGUAUCCAGGGAACAACCACUCCCUCUCCAAGGUGGAUGCUGAGUCUGAUGGAUUUAUGAACAUUGCUCUGUGGAUAAUUCAACACUUGUGUCAGUAACGGUGCUCUCAGAUAAAUAUGUGGUAGUGUGUUAAUGCUGUUGUCACUGCCAUCAAAGAUGGCAAAAUACUACUGCGUGUUAGGGGGUAUUCUGCUACUGUUUUCAGGACAGUGUGAGGUCCAAUCCAAAGCCAAAGUGCUCUCCAACCAGAACACGCCUUGUGUAACUGUACUUUACUUGUAAACUGCCUGUGGCUAUGAUAAUUUCAUAUAUGGUGCCACAGUGUCUUCCAAAAAGUGAAUGGGGACUAGUUUUAAUACAGUAUAUUCAUUCUUUGCACUACAUACACACAGAAAAUAAAGGGCUUUUCAGUGUGUUGUGUUUUGAAGUGUAUAUUAACAAAGGAAACUCAUUUAAUCACUCUUUUCUCUGCUCCUGUUGCUGCUUGAUUUAAAAAAAAAAAAGUCUACUCUUGCUUUUAUGGAGUUCAUGAUAUAGUGCACUUAAUAAAGUGAUGGUAAACUCUA